Molecule: messenger RNA, 3405 nt
Organism: Alosa sapidissima (American shad)
Lineage: Eukaryota; Metazoa; Chordata; Actinopteri; Clupeiformes; Clupeidae
Product: soluble guanylate cyclase 88E-like
Exons: 19
Coding region: 173-2467 (764 amino acids)
Biological process (GO): response to oxygen levels; nitric oxide-cGMP-mediated signaling; cGMP biosynthetic process
Cellular component (GO): guanylate cyclase complex, soluble
Molecular function (GO): oxygen sensor activity; heme binding; guanylate cyclase activity
Source: RefSeq, a predicted model, not a curated record
CUCUAGAGAAGUCACCACUCUGUCACACGGGGGCAAGGAAGGUAGAGGCUGGAACCGCUUGACCUGACCCUGAGUGCACCUCAGAGGACCAUUGUGUGCGACCCAGCCACGCAUUGACCUGGACGUCUGCUGGUCCUGCUUCUGAGGAAGAGGAAGAGGGAGAGGAAGCGAGAUGUACGGGCUGCUGUGCGAGAGCCUGCACGACUUCAUCAAGGAGUCGUAUGGGGACGACGUGUGGAAGCUGGUGCGCGAGCGCGCCGACGUGCGCCUCCACUCUUUCGUCACACACCAGGUCUACAGUGAGAGCGUGAUCCCCCGGAUUGCCAAAGCUGCCAGUGGAGUGACAGGGACACCCUACAAUGAGCUCAUGAACUCCUGGGGCGUCUACUUCCUGGGCUUCGUCGGGAAGUACGGCUAUGACAGAAUCUUAAAGGUGCUGGGUCGGCAUGUGCGUGACUUUGUGAAUGGUUUGGAUAAUCUCCAUGAGUAUCUGCGCUUCAGCUACCCCAAAGUGCAGCCUCCCACCUUCUUCUGUCAGGAGGAGUCGGCCACAGGGGUCACCCUGCACUACAGGAGCAAAAGAAAGGGCUACCUUCACUACGCCAUGGGUCAGCUGAGGCAGAUGGGCAAGCAAUUCUAUGACACAGACAUUCAUGUGGAGGUGCUGUCCGAGCAGCUGGUGGGAGACUACUCCCACGUCACCAUGAGGUUGAACUUUGACAACUCUGCCUACCGCUACAUCCAGAAAGAAGAUGAGGAAGAGCAGGAGAUCUUACCGAUAACCAGCGAUUUCUUUUUUGAAGUGUUCCCCUUCAACAUUGUUUUCAGACAGGACAUGGUGGUGCACAAUGUGGGUUCUGGCCUGGCCACAGUCUUCCCUGACCUGGAUGGGAAGAAGAUCAAUGAUGCCUUCCUGCUGGCUCGCCCCCUGGUGGAGUUUACCUGGAACAUGAUCAUCUCUCAUCCAAACAAUCUGUUUGAGAUCAUGUCCAAAGAGCCAGUAAAGAGAGAGAGAAACCUGCACAACCGCGUUCAGAAUUCGGACUAUGAGAAUGCCAACCGCACAGCCGAUGUGGAUGUGGAGCUCAUGGCCUUCCAGUCCAUCAUUGGUGACGACUACAAAGAUGGGAACAGUGCGAACGCCAUGGAGAGCUGGGGCGACGGCAGUCGCUGCCUCAAACUGAAGGGCCAGAUGAGAUACAUGCCCGAGUGGGAGUCCAUCAUCUUCCUCGGCACGCCUGUGAUGGAGAGCCUGAGCGCCAUGUUUAAGACAGGUCUGUACAUCAAUGACCUGAGCAUGCACGACUCCAGCAGAGACCUGGUGCUGGCAGGCACUCAGCAGUCAGAGGAGCUGAAGAGAGCUCUCAUUCAGGAGCAAAAGAAGUCCAGUAAGCUGGAGGAGAGCAUGAAGAUGCUGGACUACGAGAUGAAGAAGACAGAUGACCUUCUCUACAGGAUGAUACCUAAGCCUGUGGCCAAGAGACUGCGCAAAGGAGAGCCAGCCGUCAAUACCUGUGAGGUGUUUCCUGACGUGACCAUCUUGUUCAGCGAUGUGGUGGGCUUUACACGAAUCUGCAGUCACAUCACACCCAUGCAGGUGGUGUCCAUGCUCAACACCAUGUACACGCUCUUCGACACGCUCAGCGAGAAGCACCGUGUCUUCAAGGUGGAGACUAUUGGUGAUGCUUACAUGGUUGUAGCUGGGGCCCCUGAGAAGACCAAGUACCAUGCCCACAACAUCUGUGACAUGGCUCUGGACAUGGUGCGCUCCAUCGACCACCUGAAGGACCCAUCCAAUGGAAACAACAUUCAGAUCAGAGUGGGCAUCCACUCUGGGAUGGUGGUGGCUGGUGUUGUUGGUCAUAAGAUGCCGCGGUAUGGUCUCCAUGGUGAUACGGUUCACACUGCGUCUGCUAUGGAGAGUAAUGGAAAGGAGAUGCACAUCCAGCUGAGUAGCGCCACCUACGAGCACCUCAAGGGCAGCCACUUCAUCUUCGAGAGGCGCGGCACCAUCACCAUCAAGGGCAAUGUGGAGAUUGAGACAUACUGGCUGAAGGGGAAGAGAGACAAAGACGGGAAUGCUCAGGCAGCCUGCCCCCAGUUUGAGACACAGACCAUCAGCAAGGCCACAAUUUCUGCCUCAGAUCCUCCUAUUAGCGAGGAGGUGCUGGUUUUCCCCUCUGUGGCCGGCGAGGAUGAGGAGGAGGUCAAGUCCAUCCGCUCGCACCGCAUCAAAAUGGAAGCCUCUGGAAACUCUCUGGAGGAGUCCAUGGAAGAGUGCAGGGUGGAGGAGAUGUCCAUGAGUAAGUCUCAUUAUAAAGAUGCGCUUCAGGACGGCAGUCAACAAGACCCUCGCAUAGAGCUCGACUCCCCUGACUUCGACGGGAGGGAUUCCAUCUUGGAGUCUCCCGACGGUUCGUGUGACUCCUGCAGCUCGGAGAAGAGUGCCAUGUGCACGGUGUCAUGAACCGCAGACCUGACGUCAAUUUGAAGCUAUCGCCGCGCAGCGCAGACCUGCAGUCAAUUUGAAGCUAAUGCUACAGCUUUUGUGCACAGCUUUAACUGAACUUUCUAACCUGUGUGUGGAUACAAGCUUUUUGUAUGUCAUCACCUCUGGCUGACUGCUGUUCUCAAGGCUUGAUUGUGCAUAUUAAAUGUAUACAAUAACAGUUAUUUCUAAGACAUAAAUGUAGUUCUAAUUGAAUUAAUAUUAAAUGUAUACACUAACAGUUAUUUCUAAGACAUAUAGUAGUUUUCUUACUCGAAAGCAUGAAUACAAUCCCAGCUGCUAUAGCGAGUAAGUUAUUGUUUUGUAAAUGUCCAGAGUGCGUUGCACAUGUCUGGUGUUUCGGUGAAUCCAUCAUUAUCUUUUUGUUCUAUUCCUUUGUAUGUUUUGUUCCAUGUUAUUCGACUCAUAAUCAUGAGUAGUAGAAUAUCUGUGGGAUUACAAGUGAAGGGUCCUUUGCGGUAGAAAUCUCCACUUAAAGCCACUUGUUAGCCUUCAGUCAAUACGUAUUGAUUCAUUCCACUGCUGCUUUCAGAACGAAUGUUUGUCCUGUGCUCACCAAUCUGACCCUAUUGAAUGGAAACAGCACGACUUGCACCCACACUUGUGUUGUUGUUGAUUGCUGUCACCCAUAUGAAGCACUUAGUGCUGUUGUUUUGUUUUGGAGUGUUUACACACUUUUGGACCUGCAUGAUUCUAUGAAGCUGCUUGUGUGUGCUGUGUUCUCACUGGUUGGACAAUGUGUGUGUGUGUGUGUGUGUGUGUGUGUGUGUGUGUGCGCGUGCAUGCGUGUGUGUGUGUGUGCUCGUGGUCAUGUGCUUGUGUGCGUGUGUGUGUGUGUGUGUGAGUGUGUGCAUGUGGGUGUAUGAUUAUAUGGUCAGCGUGCCGUGAUAAUAAAU